Prorocentrum cordatum is the source of this 1880-nucleotide messenger RNA. Lineage: Eukaryota; Dinophyceae; Prorocentrales; Prorocentraceae. The record is from the annotation of a GenBank genome assembly.
UUUCAGGAGGUCGCCACUGACGCCUUGUAUGACCAGGUGGGUGGUCCGCCGAAGGUCAAAGUGGAAGCAAUUCGGGCGGCGCUGCUCAGCGGGCUGGAGAGGGCUGGCCUUGUGGUGCCCAGCACCAGCCAGCUAGGAGCUGACAAGGGCAAGAAUGCGCCGUCUGGCGGCAAGGGGGCAAAGCCCGCCGCAGAGCCCAAGCGCGUAAUCACCGACGCUGGCAGAGGUGCUCAGUACCUCCAGGUGGAUGAGGGCGGCCUGGGCUCGAAGCGGCCAGGCGAGCACGCAGCUCCAGGGGCGGCCAAGUUUCUCAAGACUGGCGCCAGUGCUGAGCCUGAGGCGCAUGCGCCAGCUGCUGCUGCUGCAGCGCAUGCGAUCGAGUUGGCCAAGCGGAGCGAGAACACCAAGGACAAGCGUGAGAUCGCUGGGUACUACGCGCUGUCUUGCAAUCGCAGUGCCAACCCACGAUGCUCGAUUCACGGCUCCACGGUCCUGGUGUGCCAGAUGAAGAGUGACGCGGCCUUUGAGGGUCCGCUGGCGACGCCGAGCUACGCGCCACGCUCAGGCCGGAUUAUAACGGCUCAGGGCAAAUACACGAAGGAGUUCGGGGCGGCGGUCACUCAGCAUUUGGCCCAUCUGAGAGAAGGGCGCCACGCGCUCAGCCGCGAGGGCAGGCAGGAACUCACAGAGCUGCCUCCCAUCACCAAGGAGCGCGCUCGCACGAAGCUCGCGGAUGAGAAACUAGAGGGUGCCAUGCCUAACUUGCAUGGGCCGCUCCUGCGCUUGUGCGACAUGCGCGAGCGUUGCCGUCGUCUUGAAGGCUCGCUCAAGCAAUUUCGUCGCAAUAGGGCUGCCGUCAGGACUACGAUCAUCCGCCUAGGGGAUCCGUUGGCAGCCGGCGCGGAUGGACAGUUCACGCAGUACAGGGACGAAGGAGCUGUUCGACCAGACGCUGGUCAGCGGGCUUGCCCGCGUGCAAUCAGCGGGCGCCCUUCGAUCUAUGCGGGCUACGACGUGACGACUCUCUACAACUUACAUGGAUUUCUGGAGGACAUCUUGCUCUUGCAUGCCCGCUCAGUCGGCGACGUUGAGGCGUGCGCAUUGGUGGCCUACCUCUGUACCCGCUGCGCUGACUUGUACUUCUCGUUCGAGCUGGAUCGGCGUGUUUGCCUGGAUGAGGCAUGCGCUGGACGCCACUAUGAAGCGACUGCGCACAAAGAAUGGCCGACGUACAAUUCAGGAGUCGCGGUGGAUGUGGGAUCAUGUGCAGCGCUGGUGCGCGAAGCGCUGGGUGCCAACUUGGAGAGGUACGUGUCGUCUGCUGAAGCCGAUGACCCAGUUCCCGUCACUGAGCGCACGCCAGAGAUUCGGCGCUCCGUGCUCUGGGACUUAGGAGGCGACAGGCAGCUCGACAAAGACGCCCAGGCGGCAUAUCUGAGGCUGCCCUGCAACGGCAUGAGGCUGACCUUGGAGAACUUGAUCAAGAUGAUUGAAAAGGCGAUCAGCAUUUUGAUGGUGCAAAAGUUUCAGCCCAGCCGGACACUGGAGUUGUGUCAGUUAGAGGCCGACGCGCUGAACGCUUAUGUUCUGGCCGCGUCGGAGCCGCGAGUGCGGGGAGCGCGUGGCGAGCUUGCUGAAGAUUCCGUAGAUCGCACUAUUGCCGGCAGCGGAACGGGUGCUGAAGGCGAUCAGAAGAACAAGGUUGCUCUCUUUUCGGUGUGCUGGCGCUUGUUGCCUGCCACUCCAUUUCAGUCGGUGAAUCCGGGACCGGCCGUGAUGGACACACAUCGCCUUGCCGUGGCUUUGGAUGUCGCCUUGAACAAGUUCACCACCUACGAGAAGCCAGAGGAGAUGCGCAUUCGUGCUGGUUUCAAAGCGCA